AUGCUUGUUGGUAUCUCUCAACUAGAGCGUCUUGUUGUUCUGGCUGGAAUCUACGCAAUACGUGCCAUUACCCCAAUCUCGUUUUUCCAUCUUUCUCUCUCGGUAUUCUGGUCUUCAUAUCCACUCAGGAGGUAUUACCCGAUUACGACAUACACUCUGAUUGAAGUGGUGUUUUACCUCUUCUUCUUUCUUCCUCGCAAAGCGUUCCUCCAAAGGCCUGCUGUCCAUCCACCUCCGCUUUCGUCAGAAGAUCGGCACCAGCUCUUUGCCCGCUGCAUAGCCCACCUCAAAGAUGAUCAAAGCUUCAAUCAAUGGUUUCUUGAUUCUCCGUCACAUGUCCCGCGAGAAAACGUCGUUCAAUGGCUUAAAUGGGGCUUCUUUGCCGGUGAACCAUGUAUCAAUGAAAAAUGCUCCAAGCAUGACGAAGAACUUGAAGAAUACGUCCAGGCUCUGGAAAAAUCGCUGGGGAAGAGGUUUCCCCCAGGACACGAUCCCAAGUUGAAGAGCAUCCGAAUCACGUUGGAUGAUGUUGUCGUGUACCAUCGACCAGUAAUCUGGUACUUUAUUGUAUGCGCUAUAGAUGUGAUUUCUUCAGCCGUACUCAGGUAUCAUGGGUUCACCCAUUAUUCGGCCCCAGUCCCGAUCUUCCCUCCGCGUCUGCACACGAUCUUCUCUACCCGCUCUCCUUCUCCCCUUCUCUCAUACUGGUACAAAGCCAGUUCAACCACCAAACAGCCCACCCCUCUGCUAUUUCUACACGGCAUUGGGAUUGGUCUCCUACCAUACCUUCCCCUCUUGAUCUUCUAUUCCAAGGCCCAUCCAGAUGCAGGUAUACUCGUUCCAGAGUUUCUCAACAUCUCAGGGCGAAUCACCCGUCCGCCCUUGUCUCCACGAGAAUUCCAGUCAGCCCUCGGGACAAUUUUCAACCACCACCAGAUAACAUCCUACAACCUUGCAGGUCACUCGUACGGCACGGGAAUAUCUUCGAUCAUGAUUCGCUCCACUGCGCAAUCCGACCACCCCCUCAUACCUCGACCGAGCUCGGUUACUUUAUUCGACCCGAUUCCUAUUCUACUGCAUUUACCUUCCGUGGCCCGAAACUUUCUUUAUAGGAAGCCCAAGAGUGCAAACGAGCAUGAAAUAUACUAUUUCGCGUGCACAGAUCCGGGUGUAGCCCAUUCCCUUUCUAGGUAUUUCUUCUGGACAGAGUGUGUGAUCUGGAAAGAGGAUUUAGACUCACUUUGGCAUGAUGAGCCGAGAGAAGGAUCUACAGAUUCGAAGCCUCGAGUCGCGGUAGUGUUAAGCGGAGAAGACAUUAUUGUUGACUCACCCGCUAUUUGGACUUAUCUUACCAAUACUGCCCCGCCUACGUUCAAGACCACCGACCUUCGACCGUUUGUUCCACCUGUCCCACACCCGGACGCGUUCGUUCCCACAACUUGCAAAGGUGGAAACAUUGAAGCAUAUUACCUCGGCGGAUUAGACCACGCUCAAAUGUUUUUGAGAAGGGAGAGCUGGAAAGGUUUGAUCAAAGUCAUCGACCGAGUUUCAAGGGACUAG
Molecule: messenger RNA, 1560 nt
Organism: Rhizoctonia solani
Lineage: Eukaryota; Fungi; Basidiomycota; Agaricomycetes; Cantharellales; Ceratobasidiaceae
Product: alpha/beta hydrolase family protein
Exons: 3
Coding region: 1-1560 (519 amino acids)
Source: RefSeq, a predicted model, not a curated record